Molecule: messenger RNA, 774 nt
Organism: Laccaria bicolor S238N-H82
Lineage: Eukaryota; Fungi; Basidiomycota; Agaricomycetes; Agaricales; Hydnangiaceae
Exons: 1
Coding region: 1-774 (257 amino acids)
Source: RefSeq, a predicted model, not a curated record
AUGUCCACCCCUUUCAACGCCGAGAGCUCCUCUUCAGAUUCGUACACACCGCCUCAACCACAUCCCUAUCAACUAGCAGCGUACAACUCUCCCGUGCAGAGCGACAGCCCCGCUAUAUCGUACCACUCCCGCCCAUUAGAGCCGGACAAACCACCAGAAAGUAUCACAGGACACACUUUCACCGUCAUCCAACAACAACAACCUCAACGCUCACUCCAAGCACAAUCCUACCAUCUCCCCAACUUCAAACCCCUCACCCUCUUUCUCAUCUUCCUCCCCAUCCCACCACUGCUCUCCAUUUUAUACCUCGUAACAGGGCACGCCAUCCUCCGACACCACCACACACCCAAUGGCCCCUACUCCGCCCCAUUUUCAUCCUCCGCCAAAGCAGGUCUAGUAGGCGGAACCAUCCUCUCCAUUCCCCUCGCUCUCCUGCUCUACCUCCUCCUCUCCCCAACCUCCAAACCAAACGAAUUACCAGAGGACUUUUUCGAAGACGACGAUGAUGAAGGCGGAGUGGGUACUUCAAGAUGGGCGUGGUACGCUGGCCUUGGGACUGUUUUUGUUCUCGUUCUGUGCAUUGGAGGCGCGGCGGGUCCGUUGGGUGUUACGUGUCUCUCUAAAAACGAGGGCGAGGAGCUGUUGAGUCCUGGGGAGGCGGCUGCGGCGGGCAUGGUGGGCGGGCUGGUGUUGGCUUUUGGGAGUGUUACGGUCGCUGCUGUUGGGUUGGUGUGUUGUGCGAUUUGGUUGAGGAGGACGAGUACGAGGUCAUGA